UCUCUCUCUCUCUCUCUCUCUCUCUCUCUUCUUUUCUUUGUUUUUAAAUUUCUCUUCUCUCUCUCUCUCUCUCUCUCUCUCUCUCUCUCAUGGUAUUGUUUUUGUGGAGUCUAUUUAUUCUAGCUGUUCCAUCUUUCCUACUACUUAGCAACCUUGUGAAACGCUCUUCGAUAUUCAGGAUUAGAACUACUCCAUUGGUGUCAAAACAGACAAAGAAAGUGAGAAGAAACUUUGAAGAAAUGGAAGGGAAAGUAGUAAUGAAAUCAAGAUUUAAGACGGUUUGUGUAUUUUGUGGAAGCAGUGCUGGGAAGAGAGAUUGUUACAGAGAUGCUGCCAUUGAAUUAGCACAAGAGCUGGUGUCAAAGAGGUUGAACCUUGUGUAUGGAGGAGGAAGUAUUGGGCUAAUGGGUUUGGUUUCUCAGGCUGUUCAUCGUGGUGGAGGGAAUGUUCUUGGGAUAAUCCCCAGAACUCUAAUGUCUAAAGAGAUAACAGGUGAAACAGUGGGGGAGGUGAGGCCAGUAGCCGACAUGCACCAAAGGAAGGCAGAAAUGGCCCGCCAUUCUGAUUGUUUUAUUGCUUUGCCAGGUGGGUAUGGAACUUUGGAAGAAUUAUUGGAAGUGAUAACCUGGGCUCAACUGGGUAUCCAUGACAAACCUGUGGGUUUGCUCAACGUUGAUGGUUACUAUAACUAUCUUCUCACUUUCAUUGACAAAGCUGUGGACGAUGGUUUCAUUAAGCCUUCUCAGCGUCAUAUCUUUGUCUCAGCUCCAAACGCCAAAGAACUUGUUCAAAAACUAGAGGAGUACGUGCCUGUGCAUGAUGGAGUUAUAGCCAAGGCGAGGUGGGAGGUUGAGCAACAACAGCAACAGGUGGGGUUCAAUGCUGCUACUUUGCAGACUGAAAUUGCACUAUAGGUGAGAGAGAUUCAGUGACAAAUAGUAGUAAUAGGGGGGGGUCGUGGGAAAGAAGAGGAGGGAAAAAGAGAAAAGGUAGGGAAAAAGGUGUUUUAGGCUUUUAGCUUUUUGAUAUGAUUUUGGGGUCAAGGCCAACCAUACCAUUAUGGUAUGGCAAGGAUUGAUUGAAUGGGAGAUAUAAGGAAAAACAUUGACAGGUGCUGCUGGGUCUUUUUGUGUACGUUUAUUGUCUACCAAGAAAAAAAAAAAAAAAAAAAGAGCCUGUCUUUUUUGAGUAUUGGGUUUGGAAAGGAAGUGAGGGGAGAUAUUUAAAAAAAGCAUUGUAUUUUGAUCCUCGAAUUAUGUACAACAAGAUUAUAUAGAAAAAACAAGAAGCAAGAUCCAAAAAAUAGCCAGGAAAAAAAGCAGCUUUAUUCUCUCUUUUAUCUCA
Molecule: messenger RNA, 1344 nt
Organism: Ziziphus jujuba (common jujube)
Lineage: Eukaryota; Viridiplantae; Streptophyta; Magnoliopsida; Rosales; Rhamnaceae
Product: cytokinin riboside 5'-monophosphate phosphoribohydrolase LOG5
Exons: 7
Coding region: 90-914 (274 amino acids)
Biological process (GO): cytokinin biosynthetic process
Cellular component (GO): nucleus; cytosol
Molecular function (GO): hydrolase activity, hydrolyzing N-glycosyl compounds
Source: RefSeq, a predicted model, not a curated record